AUGUCAGGACCGAGUGUGGAAGAGAUGCUCGAGGAGUUCCUCAAGACGAAGGGCGUUGAUGAGAGGCUUCAAGGACUGACCGACCGCCACGACGUGUAUCCCGCAGUAGACCCUCAAUUCGCUUUCGAUCACAAAUCGUUCGCAGGCAAAGUCGUCUUGAUUACGGGAGCGUCCAAAGGGAUCGGUUCGGCUAUUGCCACCUUCUUUGCGCGCGCAGGAGCCAAACUCGCGCUGAUCGCACGCAGAGACUCUGGCCUCGAAGACGUGAAGGAGAAGUUACAGGACGAGUUCGACGUAGAAGUUCUCGCGUUUGCGGAGGAUGUCAGGGAUACGCAGACCGCAGCUAAGAUCGUCGAAGACACGGUUGCGCACUUCGGCAAGAUCGACGUGGUCAUAGCAAAUGCUGGCGUCGCCAGCAAGCCUGCUCUCAUCGGAGAGGCUGAUGUGACGCAGUGGUGGAGCACUCUAGAAGUGAACUUGCUUGGAACAGUGAACUAUGUCGCACCUGCGCUCAAGCAUCUCAAGAAGACGAAUGGAUACGUCAUUGUGAUCAGCUCCUGGAGCGCCCUCCUACGUUCAGCCAGUACAUCUGAUUACGCCAUCAGCAAACAGGUAUUGAACCGUUUCGUCGAGUUCGUCGCUCUCGAAUACGCCGGUACCGUGAAAAGCUUUGCCAUCCAUCCCGGCGCCGUUUGGACCGACUUGUCUCGGGAUGCAGGGUCGCCGGAGAAGUUGUUCAUCGACAAACCUGAGCUAGCCGCCGCGACCGCGCUCGCGCUCGCUUCUGGAGAGUAUGACUGGUUGAGCGGACGCUUCAUCGACGCUACCGUGGACCUCGGCGACGUCGAGAAGCUGAAGGAGCAAAUUCUAAGCAAAGACGCCCUAGUCUCUAAGCUUGUUGUUCUUUGA
Messenger RNA from Peniophora sp. CBMAI 1063, 909 nucleotides. Lineage: Eukaryota; Fungi; Basidiomycota; Agaricomycetes; Russulales; Peniophoraceae. The record is from the annotation of a GenBank genome assembly.